AUGGACAUCAUCAAAGAUCUCAAAGAUACACUCCUCAUCUGCCUAUCAGGCGGAGCAUACGACUGCGACUUAGGAGAGGAGAUGGCUCAGAUUCAGAAAAUUGCAGACGAUGUCCUCACCGUCCUCCUCGACGCCGAGUCAGUCGAUAUCUACACGAAGAAAGAACUCGACGAGAUAGUCCGCACUGAAGGCUGGAACAGUUGCGUCUCAGAAGCCCUUUUGAGCAGCCUGAUAAAAGUUCUGAAAGCUGGAGCAUCCAUGGGCACGGCUGUAAAAGAAGCCUUCGACAAAGCCACAUACGAAGCGAUGGGCUUUGCUCGCGAGCAUCCGGUGUACUGCGCAGUCAUUGCUCUAGGAAUCAUGGUCAUUCUGACACCGUGGUGCCUGGAGGCGCUAGGUUUUGCGGAGCUGGGGCCGAUCGAGGGGACCUUUGCUGCGCGGUGGCAAUGUAUGUAUGGAGGAUACGUGCCGAAGGGGUCGUUAUUCUCUUACUUCCAGAGACUGGGAAUGGUCUGGAAGCACUAA
This is a messenger RNA of Paecilomyces variotii, 525 nucleotides long. RefSeq lists its product as hypothetical. Gene Ontology annotation, cellular component: membrane. The record is from RefSeq and is a predicted model, not a curated record. Bases 1 to 525 code for a protein of 174 amino acids. The transcript has a single exon. NCBI's taxonomy places the organism in Eukaryota, Fungi, Ascomycota, Eurotiomycetes, Eurotiales, Thermoascaceae.